CGCGGCCGCGGCCGCAGGACGGACACGGGUUCGGCGCGGCUCCGGAUCCCAUCCCCCCCCGCCCCGCCACAACCGCGCACCGUCCAGCCGGGGGGGCGCGGCGUGACGUCAGCACGGUGACGUAACAGCAGGCUCCCGCUUCCCCGGUUUGGGGGGGGGGCGGCGGCGGCGAAACCCCCCCAAACCCCCUCCCCCCACCCCCGCUGAGACCCCGCCCCAACAUGGCGGCGGCGACGGGGGGUGGGGCCUCGCCGGGGGGCGGGGCCGGCUUCGGGGGCGGUGCCGCGCUGGAGGAGGAGUGCGAGGUUGUGCGCGUGCGCGUCAAGAAGAACGAGGGCCAGCAGCCGCCCGAGUUCCGUUCGUUCGCCGUGGACCCGCAGAUCACGUCGCUGGACGUGCUGCAGCACAUCCUGGCCCGGGCCUUUGACCUGCAGGGGAAGAAAAGCUUCGUCCUGAGCUUUGCGGCGCGGGACGGGCAGGGCCAGGACACCUUUGUGCCUCUGCUGAGCGAUGGUGACCUGGCCAACGCCUUCACCUGCGCCCGGCCCACCUUGAGGCUGCGCCUGGAUGUCAGGAACCCCCCUGACAGCCCGCUGCUGGAGGACUGGGACAUCAUCAGCCCACGGGAGGUGGCGGCGGCCGAGCCGGUCCCCGAGCGCCGCUCGCUGCUGGCGGCCGCCCUGCCCUUCACCCAGGCCCUGCUGGCACAGGUGGGCCGGACGCUGGCGCGGGCGCAGGCGGCUCUGGCGUGGCCUGAAGGGACCCCGGCGGUGUCCCCACCCCCUCCCCCUCCCCCACCCUGCGCUCCCCUGAGCGACGCUGACCUGAGGACGUACCUGGGCCCAGGUGGGCGCCUGCUGCGGCCCCAGGACCUGCGGCUGCACGUGUUCCAUGGUGGAGUCGAGCCCGGCCUGCGCAAGGUAGUCUGGCGUUACCUCCUCAACGUUUUCCCCGCCGGCCUCACGGGCCAGGAGCGCCUUUCCCACCUGCGCCUCAAAGCGGCCGAGUACUCCUCCCUCAAGGUGGCUCUGGCCGCCCGCGCCGCGCCGGCCGAGCUGGCCCAGGUGGCCGCGUCCGUCCGCAAAGACGUGGUUCGCACCGACCGCGCCCACCCGUAUUUCGGCGGCCCCGAGGAAGGUCACCCUCACCUGGCCGCUCUCCAGUCCCUCCUGACCACCUUCGCCUUGGGCCACCCUCGUUUGUCCUACUGCCAGGGCAUGUCGGACGUGGCCGCUCCUCUCUUGGCCGUGUUGGACGACGAAGCUCAAGCUUUUCUCUGUUUCUGCUCUUUGAUGCGUCGCCUCGCCCCUCGAUUCCGCCCAGGUGGCCGCGGGCUAGCUCGGGCCUUCGCUCACCUGCGGCGUCUCCUCCGCCGCGCCGAUCCGGCGUUUUGGGCGUUCCUGGCGGCUCGGGGCGCUCACGAUUUGUUGUUUUGUUACCGGUGGUUGUUGUUGGAGCUCAAGCGCGAGUUCGCCUUCGAGGACGCUCUCAAGGUGUUGGAGAUCACCUGGAGUUCGUUACCGCCUGCGCCGCCCCCGCCCCCCGAAGGGGUCCCGCUGCUCGGGGCGCCCCUGGGCGCUCGUAGGGCGGGGAGGGGGCUGAGGGAACGGCGGGGGUUGAGGCCGAAACCGCCGAGGAGGAGGAGGAGGAGGAGGAAGGAGGAGGAGGAGGAAGAUGGUGCUGAAGGUUCUGGCGGUGGCCUCAAAGCUUCCGGUGAUAUCCCAGGUGGUCCUGAGAGCUCCGGUGGUAGCCCAGGGCAUCUCAAGGCUUCCAGUGACGGAGCUGAAGGUUCCAGAAGCUCUGGAGAUGUCCCCAGGAAUCCCAAGGACGUCCAGGAGGAUCCCAAAAGCUCCGGAGAUGUCCCCAAGAAUCCCAAGGACGUCCAGGAGGAUCCCAAAAGCUCCGGAGAUGUCCCCAGGAAUCCCAAGGAUGUCCAGGAGGAUCCCAAAAGCUCCGGAGAUGUCCCCAAGAAUCCCAAGGACGUCCAGGAGGAUCCCAAAAGCUCCGGAGAUGUCCCCAAGAAUCCCAAGGACGUCCAGGAGGAUCCCAAAAGCUCCGGAGAUGUCCCCAGGAAUCCCAAGGACGUCCAGGAGGAUCCCAAAAGCUCCGGAGAUGUCCCCAAGAGCCUCAACGACAUUCAGGGGUGUCCCAAAAGCUCUGCAGAUGUCCCCAACGGUCCCAAGAGCUCCAGUGAUGUUCUAGAAGGUCCCAAGAACUCCAGAGUUGUCACCAAGAGUCCCAAGGACAUCCAGGAGGGUCCCAAGAGCUUUAAGAACAUUCAGGAAGGUUCUGAGAGUUCCAGGGAUGUCCCCGAAGGUCCCGAGAGCUCCAGGAAGGUUUGGGGGAGACCCCCCAGGGAUGCUGGAGAAGUCCCCGAGGGCUCCAAGGACUCGGGGUCAGGUGGCCCCAGGAAGGUGGAGGAAGGCACCGACGCCCUGGAGAUGGACCAGAGACCCCAGAGCCUCUGCUGGGGGCACGGGGGGGACCCCAAAGAGGGACGAGGUGACCCCAAAAAAGGACAGGAUGACCCCAGAGAGGGACGUGAGCCGAGAGAAGGAAAAGAUGACCCCGAAAAAGGACGAGAUGACCCCAAAGAAGGAGACGACCCCAAAGAGGGACUCGAUGACCCAAGAGAAGCACGAGAUGACCCCGGAGAGGUCCACGAUGACCUUGGAGAAGGCCACAAUGACCCCAGGGAUGACCACCGUGACCCCAGACGUGACCACCGCGACCUCGAGCAAGAACGUGACCCCGGAUGCGGCUACCGUGACCUUAAGCGUGGCCACCGCGACCCGAGUCGCGACCACCACGCCUACACCAACCCAAGCGCCCCCGACGACCCUUGGGGCGGCCGUUGGGCUUGGGAAGACCCUUCCACCUCCUCUUCCUCGUCGUGCUCCUCGUGCUCCUCGGGCUCCUCCUCGGACGAGGAGGUGACGGUAGAAGACGACGGCGCGCCGUUGCCGCCUCCGGAAGAGCUCGGCCAGGGCAACCCGUUCCUGCUGUUCGUGUGCCUGGCCAUGCUGCUGGAGCAGCGCGACGCCGUCAUGGCGCGGGCCGGCGACUACAACGAGGUGGCCAUGCACUUCGACCGCCUGGUGCGCCGGCACCACCUGGGCCGGGUCCUGCGCCGCGCCAAGGGGCUCUUCGCGAGGUACCUGGAGGGGUGGGGGGCACCCCAGAUGGGACCCGCUUCGGGUACAAACCAGUAUGAACGACUGGGAGCUCCGUGGAUCUGCGUUGCGUUGGGCCUGACCGGUACAAACCAGUAUGAACCAGUAUGGAGCUGGGAGCCCAACUGGGAGCCCCACAUGCGUCGCCUUGUGCCGGACCAGUAUGGACCAUAUGGACCAGUACAGACCAGUAUGGACCGGUAG
Molecule: messenger RNA, 3377 nt
Organism: Cinclus cinclus
Lineage: Eukaryota; Metazoa; Chordata; Aves; Passeriformes; Cinclidae
Gene: TBC1D25
Product: TBC1 domain family member 25
Exons: 8
Coding region: 222-3377 (1051 amino acids)
Biological process (GO): regulation of autophagosome maturation; activation of GTPase activity
Cellular component (GO): autophagosome
Molecular function (GO): GTPase activator activity; protein binding
Source: RefSeq, a predicted model, not a curated record